CCCGCCGCGCCGGAGCGGGCGCCGCCCGCGCCCCGCCAUGUCGUGCGUGCAUUACAAGUUCUCCUCCAAGCUCAACUAUGACACGGUCACCUUCGACGGGCUGCACAUCUCCCUGAGCGACCUCAAGCGCCAGAUCAUGGGCCGGGAGAAGCUGAAGGCGGCCGACUGCGACCUGCAGAUCACCAACGCGCAGACCAAAGAAGAAUACACUGAUGACAGUGCUCUGAUUCCCAAGAACUCAUCGGUGAUUGUGAGGAGAAUCCCCAUUGGAGGAGUUAAAGCUACCAGCAAAACUUAUGUAAUGACUCCUAAAUCGCACAAAAUCCUAGAAACUACUUUCAGAAGUCGAAGUGAGCCAGUGAGUGGAACAUCAAAAGCAGUAUGUAAAAACACAAUCUCACACUUUUUUUCCUACACACUGCACUUAGUUCUAAACAAUGCAGCCUUUUAUUAAUUUGCCAAACGUUAACUUAAUAUAUUUUCCAGUAAAACCUAGUGUAUGUUGUAAAUACAUUGUAUUUGAUCCAGCAUAGUAAAAACUGGGUAAUGCCAUCAUUUGCAGAGUUCUAAUGUGAAUAUUGGUAUUUGUGCCUAGUAAUGCAUUGUAUUUCAUAUUGAAUAUGCCAGAAUCUCUCCUGUAUGACUCUGUGUUGUACAGAUAAUGUAUGAUCGUUUCCAGAUCCUGUAGGCUGGAGGUUUGCACACUGAACAUGGUGCCAUGUUCUACAUCUGUCUGUCUAUAGCUAGUGAUAUGUAUGUUUGUAUAGGUUGUUGUGUGCUUUUUGUUUCUUGCAAUAAAAACUGUUUGGAGUGUAUUUUUUGCCAUUUUCACAUUGUAUCACUUAGCUUUUGUUUUUAAAUACCUUUUUUUUGCCUAAUGGUUUUUGAAAAUGUUAUCAAAAACCACUGAGAAAUCAUUAUUGUGAAACUUGGUGCUGUUCCUUACUUUUGACUUGGGGGUUCAAACAAAUACCAAACCCAGCAUAUCCCAGAUGUUUGCAGGACAGUUCUGUGCAGCUAAAUGACUCCUUCUUGUGUCCUUAAAUAUUUGGGUAUUUGUUCCUAAAAGUGUAUAAUUGAAGUGCUAUUGUUUGGGCCCCCCUGAGUACAGAAAUGUCUUUAAUAGCCUGACGUGAAUUUCAAUAUCGCUGCUACACAGAGUGGUAUUCUAAAGUUCUGAUUUGAUCUCUCCCCUUUAUCUGGUGAAGCAGUUUAGUUCAACAGUUUGUCUGCAAAUGACAAUAUGUAACACAAAUUUUGGCACCAAGUUAGAGCCUGGGGUAUUUGGGGGUGAAAUCCCUGUCACUUUUCUAAUCUUGUGCCUGCAGCACAUUUUUGGGUCUGGGUGACUCCAGGGCUGGCUGCUGCUGUAAUUCCCAAAGGUGAAGCCUUUCUUUAGUAUACCACCACUUGGAAUUCACAAUUGGAAAAGGGGCAGCAUUUUCCUUCAGGUUUGCAAACCCUUGUACUGCUGCUAACAUUUAACCCCACAUGGAAACCCGUGCCUGGCCAUGGGCAGAUCUCGGUACUGUGUGCAACUGUGCUUUUCCAAUAGUCCCUAGAGUAUCAAAGUGCUGUUUGCUGGGGUUCAUUUUUUAUCUUUAUUUUAAGUAUAACUGCUUCUCCUUCACUAGACUGGUGUGAGGCAUUACACUAACCCUGGAUCAUUGGUUCUGAUCACUUGAUCAGCUAUUAGGAUAACUUAAUCUAGAAAUUCCUGAACUCCGGGGCUGUGUUCCGGGAAGAAUACAGCCUCUGGUUCCCAUGGAAACAAUCAACUUCAAAUCAAAAACUUGCUGUGUGUAGGUCUAAAACCACUAAAUGUGACAUCCAUAAUUCUACUGCUGAUUGGUUGAAUUCCUUUUGGAGAUGAAUGCCUCUCAUUGGGAGUUGGAGUUAGCUGAACUGGCCCAGUGACCCUAGCAGUUAAUGUAAUGCAUUUGUGUAAUCCACGUUUAUAGUAUUUGAUCUAAUUCAGAUGGGUUUUUAUUUCUUGAAAACAGUUCUUUUUCUUUUUGUUUACUAGCAUGUGUAUAAACACAAACCACAUGUUCAUAAAUAAAGUUAACAUUCUUUUA
Messenger RNA from Catharus ustulatus (Swainson's thrush), 2078 nucleotides. RefSeq names its product E3 ubiquitin-protein ligase RBBP6-like. Gene Ontology annotation, biological process: mRNA processing; protein ubiquitination; ubiquitin-dependent protein catabolic process. Bases 38 to 454 code for a protein of 138 amino acids. Lineage: Eukaryota; Metazoa; Chordata; Aves; Passeriformes; Turdidae. Gene Ontology annotation, molecular function: zinc ion binding; ubiquitin protein ligase activity. The record is from RefSeq and is a predicted model, not a curated record. Gene Ontology annotation, cellular component: nucleus. The transcript is spliced from 4 exons.